AUGGCGCUGCCGCUGCCCGCCGACUACUUUGCGUGCCCGGCGCUGACGCCCAAGCAGCGCGAUGCGAUUGUCAACUUUGGCCACGCAGCGUGCAACGACACGGUGCAGAACGCGCUGCAUUUGCAAAAGGCCCGCGUCGCGUCCGUCGUCAGCAACAAGAAGACCAAUCGCAUCGCGCGCAUCCACAAGGGCCACGACGCCAUCGACUAUACCCUGCCCGCUGUCUGCGGACGCACCGUCAUCCAGGCCACGCUGGCUGAGAUCGCGCACUUCUUCUACCUCGACUCAAAGCUCAAGCUCGCGACGUACGCGCUCAUUAUGGGCCAAACGAUCCUCGACCGCCACUGCCUCUACACGCUCAAGCAGCCGACGCCCGGACGCCCGGCGAUGCACUACCUCGGCGUCGCGUGGAUGGCCGUCGAGUGCCCCACCGGCAUCCUCAACCGCGACUUUUGCGUCAUCGAGUCCCACGACACGAUCGAGGUGCUGGACCCGACUACCAAGCGGCUCCGUCGCGGCUGGGUGCGUGCACUGCACUCGGUGGACCUGCCCGCCUGCCCGUCGCUGCGAGCGUCGCACGGGCUCGUCCGCGGUACCCUCCUCCGCUCGGGGCACGUCUUCCUCGAGACCAAUACGCCGGGUGUUCUCGAGUACUGUCACGUCAUGAUUUCGCAAGGCCACGGCAAACUCCCUCGCAGCGUCGUCUCGACCAUCUCGAAGAAUCAAGUUGCCCGGCUGCUCAAUCUCGAGGAAUUUCUCUCGUUGCAACGCUUCUCGGCACGCCUGGAUGUGACAAACUUUCUGGACGUCCGGCAUUUUCAAAACAAAGACACGGUCACAGCCUGUAGCAUUUGCCGCCGCAAGUUUGGUUGGUUCGUCUCCAAGAAGCACUGCCGGCAGUGCGGCAAGAUCAUUUGCUCGACGUGUGGUCGCAACUGGAAGAUGCCCAUCAACGACAAGCCCGUCAAGCUGCGCAUUUGCCAGGCGUGCUUUUGCCCUGAUCAGCCGCAAAAGACCCCCGACGACGAGUACGAGCCCAAACUCAUUUUCACCGCCGAAGCCUUCGAGUCGCAUCGGUCCUUGCACGAUGCGAUCAUGGACUCGCUUCGGCGCUUUGACGAGUCGACGCUAGUGAGCCACGACGAGAGCUCCAACGGCGACGACAGCACGUACUGCGACGAGUCGCCGCGCGCCUUCCCGCGCAUCUCGGCGCUCUCGGUGCUCGAGACCAACACGGCGAUCCGCCCGUCCUCCUUUGGCUCGUACCUCUACACGGACACCAGCCUCGACGCCAAAAUCGCGUGA
Messenger RNA from Saprolegnia diclina VS20, 1305 nucleotides. RefSeq lists its product as hypothetical. The record is from RefSeq and is a predicted model, not a curated record. NCBI's taxonomy places the organism in Eukaryota, Oomycota, Saprolegniomycetes, Saprolegniales, Saprolegniaceae. The transcript has 7 exons. Gene Ontology annotation, molecular function: metal ion binding. The coding region runs from base 1 to 1305 and encodes 434 amino acids.